UUUUAGGUAAAUUUAUUUUCUUUGAAGAAUAUAGGUUUCUGUGUUCUUUUCCUCUGCGUAAUUAACAUGAUUUUGGUUCAAUUAUAUUAAUUUAGUUAAUUUUCAGCUGCUUGAAAUUAUUUGUGUAGUAAAUCUUCUGGAGCAACCUUUGUGCUUUUUUAGUGAAAUUAUUUUUGAAUUAUCUAAAUAGAAACAAAUAAAUAUUCCAAAAAUCAUGAAAUAGUUAUAGUGGAAAAGGCUUGUGAUAUCAAUUAUUUUGUAUAGUUGAUAGCAAGAGGUGGAUCAAAGUUUUAUCAGUAUUGAAAGAUUGAAAAUGUCUGAGGGGGAGGUUAAAAAAGUUUCACGUCAAGAUAUACAACUGGUGCAAAAUCUGAUAGAAAGAUGUCUACAGCUUUAUAUGAACCAGGAGGAAGUUGUCAAAACCCUCUUACAUCAAGCAAAGAUUGAGCCUGGUUUCACGGAGCUUGUGUGGCAGAAGCUUGAAGAAGAAAACCCGGAAUUUUUCCGGGCAUAUCAUUUAAGGUUGAUGUUGAAGGAUCAAAUAGAGAGAUUCAAUGUUUUGCUUGAGAGACAGGUUGAUGCAAUGCAGAUGUAUCCAACUGGAUCAAUUCCCAUGUCUAAUGGAUCUCAGAUUCGACAAAUCCCACAGAACUCAACAUGUCAAACAACAGAUCAUGCUGGACCUAAUGUGAAGCCUGAGAAUGUGCACCAGACUGUUAAUGCCAAUUUAUCUCAUGUAUGUACUAACGGUGCGUCCUCGCUCCAACCAUGUAUGCAAACUGCUACUGAUGUGUCUGCUCAUGCAAGAAGAAUUGAUGCAUCCUCAAACAUGAUAUUGGCUCAGAGCUCAAAUUUGGGAAUGCUGCAAGGGGUGAGAGGGGAGAUGAUCAAAUCAGAAGCUGGUUAUUCAGGCAAUUUACCAUUCCUGUAUGGUACUGAGACAAAUAUCCUCGAAGCUCAUCCUGGAAUUACAGAUCCAUCUGUUUCAUCUUUCAGCAGUGUAGAAUCAAAUUCACAACCAGUAAAUGAGACUGUAUUAGAUGCUGAUACAUCUUCAUUUGGUUUCUUGGGGCAGAUUCCUCGAAACUUUAGUUUGUCGGACUUAACAGCUGACUUUUCCAACAGUUCUGAUAUUUUGGAGAGCUAUUCUGGAUCAGCCUACCUGGCAACGGAUGUUAACAAUUUCCUGGAUCCACAAGGUCGGAGAGAAUAUCAUGCAGACAUUAAAAGGUUGGAUGCUAUAUCUGAAGGCUUGAGCUUCGAAGAUUUUGCCAGUGAUUGAAUGAACAUUCAGAUGGUACAAUUGCUCCUGGAGUAAAAAGGUUUUGUAAAUAGGAUUGCGAAAGGGAGAAUGAUUUGAGCCCUUCUGAAUGUAUUAGUUGGUCACUUUCAACAUAAUUAUUUAAUCAUUAUGGUUGACAUGCCUGUUGUUCUGGGAUAAGCAGGAAAUAAUUUAAGCAAAAGCCUCUUGGAAGUUGGUUCUCCUGCUCAAUCCUAGAAAUAAAGCUGUGUUGCUAGUUUUGUUAAUAUGGUCGUGAUUAAUAAGAUCUGAUGUUUGUAAUUAGUUUCUAUUGUUUUUUUCAAAAGAAAGGUGAAAUUAUGUUUCUCUUUCUA
Messenger RNA from Nicotiana tabacum (common tobacco), 1614 nucleotides. RefSeq lists its product as uncharacterized. The record is from RefSeq and is a predicted model, not a curated record. NCBI's taxonomy places the organism in Eukaryota, Viridiplantae, Streptophyta, Magnoliopsida, Solanales, Solanaceae.